CAUUUUGCCUGAUUCAAAAGGCUGAUCAUGUGGCUGUUUUUAUAAGCCAAACCACACUAAAGGAAAUUGUCUCACUUGUUAUUUUUCAAUGAGAAUGGGCGAGCUUUUUGCACACAAACAAUGGGUGUACUGUAGGCUAUUUGUCGGGUUACCUCAUAAUGCAUGAUAGGCUAGUCUACAGCCGUGUAUAACCAACCAAACAUUGUCGUUUUGUAAUAACUUGGUAAGAAAAUGUUUGUAAUCAAUUCAAACCUUACCGGUUGUUCCAACUAUCCCUCACUUGAGGACUACAAUGUAAGUGUUCCGUCAAAGUAGAAGAUGCAUUUCUAUUGGCCGCGCGAAUCUAUUCUCCUAGCAACGGCUUGGGCAUCGUUCCAAUUAGAAUCUCGAAUGUCUUCCCAGGCAGAAUUUUAAAAAUGAGGGGAUUCGAUUAAUAUAGCCCGGGCACCCGAUACGCAUGUUUUUAACAGGGGGAAAGUUGAUUGCAUUCGUUUUGGAACGGGGCAACCACCCGGGCGUACGCCAGGUUCAAAGUCCACGGCGAAGUCAGCUCAAAACAAAGGGGACGUUAUUAAGCACGAUAAGUAAUGAGUAGGAUUCUCUGUUUUCACAUGCAAACGUGAUUGUUUUUGAUAAAAACGUAUUAUCUGCAUUAGUUAUAGUUCGACAAUUCAAAGAUAUAAGCUAUUUGAUGGAAAUGGGAUGUAUGUUUCUGGACGGUUCACCAUGUUGCAUUGUUAACAACAUGACCGAGUGGCUCAGAUUACUGUUAGAUUUGAGAAGGGCGCUCCUGCCUCAGUGCAUUGGACGUUUACGUCACGGGCCGUGGUAUGGUGCCCCGUGGUUCAACAUAAUCGAAUCCGCCCAGUCCUUCGUUCAGUGAAGUAGAAUGAUUGGCAUGCCAACCCUGCAACAGUGUAGCGUUCACCGUUUCAUUGAACCAAUAACGUUGCGCGAGAGCAUUACAUUGUUGCAGUGGGUGGUGCUUAUGAUUUUAUUUCAAAACUAUUUUUGAGCAGAGUACGUAGCCUGUCUAUGCGGCCUGUUAUUUUUUGUCACUAAGCAAGUUGAGGGUUAAUUUGUCAUAUCAGUAUAUUUUUUUCAACGGAGACAGACACAUUUAUAGACCUUGCCCAGCGACGCAUUAUGCUACUUCAGAAAAAUAUUUGCUUCACUUUCUUUUAGUAUUUGAGGGGUAGAAAAUACCACAUUUUGCUGUUCGCUUCUGUGGGGCGUUUUAGUUUCAUGGGAUAAAGAAAAUAUAUUUUUCUUUAAUGAGUGUGUAGGCCAUUGUGCUGGACUGUAUGUUAGACGUUUUCGUUAUUAUUUAGGCGCGUUUAUAGUAAGACUGCAGUGAAAACAAGCCGUUCAACUUGACUUGCAACUAAUUCAACUUGACUUUAAACUAAUUGUUGGCUAAAGUCGCUAUCAGAAUGACCGAGGACAAUGUCACGAAAAGUAUUGAAAUCAUUAAAGAUCAACUGUAUUUCGCAGUACUGCAGCAGAAGAUAAAAAGCACAGCUGACAGACAUUGCUUCUGCAUAGAUGAUGAGCUGUCAUAUGAAAACUUCUAUGCAGACUUUGGCCCGCUCAACCUGGCCAUGUUUUAUCGCUUCUGUUGCAAGCUCACUAAAAAGCUCAAGUCAUGCACACUAGCAAAGAAGAAGAUAGUCUUCUACACCUGUGGAGAUCAAAAGAAACAAGCCAACGCUGCUUAUCUCAUUGGUUCAUAUGCAGUGAUGCAUCUUCAGAAGACGCCAGAGGAAGCCUACAGCCUACUGGUGUCCAGGAACUCUACCUACUUACCCUUCAGAGAUGCCUCUUUUGGAACCUGCAUGUACAAUCUGAACAUUCUAGACUGCCUGUGCGCCAUAUACAAGGCUCUGCAGUUUGGCUGGCUUGAUUUCUCCCAGUUUGAUGUGGAGGAAUACGAACAUUACGAGAGAGCAGAAAAUGGAGAUUUCAACUGGAUAGUUCCUGGAAAAUUCCUAGCGUUCAGCGGUCCUCAUCCAAAAAGCAAAAUGGAGAACGGUUACCCUCUUCAUGCCCCCGAGGCCUACUUUCCUUACUUCAGGAAACACAAUAUCACAACCAUCGUCCGUCUCAACAAGAAGAUGUAUGACGCCAAGCGUUUCACCGACAUGGGCUUCGAGCACCACGACCUCUUCUUCGUGGACGGGAGCACGCCAAACGACUCCAUCGUCAGGAUGUUUCUCAACAUCUGUGAGAACGCAGACGGAGCUAUUGCUGUUCACUGCAAAGCUGGUCUGGGUCGAACAGGCACCCUGAUAGGCUGCUACAUGAUGAAGCACUACCGCCUGACUGCGGCUGAGGCCAUCGCCUGGAUGCGGAUCUGCCGGCCCGGAUCAGUCAUCGGACCACAACAAAACUUUGUGGAAGAUAAGCAGAGCAGUCUGUGGUCGGAGGGCGACGUGUUCCGGGAGAAAAUGAACGAGCAGGAAAACGGCAAGCUGGCUGUCACCAGGAUCCUGUCGGGGGUUGAUGACAUCACCAUCAAUGGCAGCAACAAGAACAAGAUGUCAAAGAAAGAGGAGGCGGAACUGUAUAAUGACGAUGAGGAGAUGAAUGGCAUCACGCAGGGUGAUAAACUGCGAGCCCUGAAAAGCAAGAGACAGGCCAGAGCAUCCACAGGCUCCCUAUCACAAGAAGAAAAAAACAUCCACAGCAGGUCAUCGCAGUCUUUAAGGAUUCUCCUUCAGUCCAGUGGGCAGAGCUGUAAAGCUGUGGUGAACCCCUCCCAUCUCCCUGAUGCCUCCGAGAAAAGGAAGAGAACCAGAACCUCACUGCCUGCCAAUAGUGUGGGGGGCAGCUCCCUGUGCCACUCCAGACUAGCCAGGUCUCUAGACAGCAUGCAUGUAGUGACCAGUGACAGAGAGCCAGUGUGCCGUGAGCCCAGUUGUUGCCGUAGAGACACAGUCAACCUGCCCAACCUAAACAUGCUGCAGGCCCCUCGGAAGGCAAGCCCCUCCUCAACCCUUUCUCUGGGCUCAACCUCACUCUCUCCUACUCUGCGGGUCCCCCACACACCAAGGACGCACUGUGUCCAGAAGACGGAGAACUCGAUGCUCUUUACAAUCAAUGCGCUUAACGAGACUAUGGUAUCCGUUUCCCUUUUCUAUCCCUUUUGUAUGGCUCAUUGCUCAGCUAUGCUGUUGUGUGUCUCCAGACAACCUGCACUCUUAAUUGCCCACAUCUCUAAGUCCUUUAUAAGAUUAGAAUAGACUGACUGCAUGCAUAGUAGAGUCUUGCAUAUUGUGUUUUUGUAACCCCUCUUGAGGGUCUUUAAUGAAUAGAAUACAUUGUAGUAUUGUUGCGGUGUAUUAUCUGAAUGUCCCAUUUCUCUCUGCCUGGGUGUAAUUGUGUGCUUUUUGUCC
Messenger RNA from Oncorhynchus mykiss (rainbow trout), 3395 nucleotides. NCBI's taxonomy places the organism in Eukaryota, Metazoa, Chordata, Actinopteri, Salmoniformes, Salmonidae. The record is from RefSeq and is a predicted model, not a curated record.